Molecule: messenger RNA, 3227 nt
Organism: Stegastes partitus (bicolor damselfish)
Lineage: Eukaryota; Metazoa; Chordata; Actinopteri; Pomacentridae
Gene: rel
Product: v-rel avian reticuloendotheliosis viral oncogene homolog
Exons: 11
Coding region: 77-1996 (639 amino acids)
Biological process (GO): innate immune response; positive regulation of transcription by RNA polymerase II; inflammatory response
Cellular component (GO): cytoplasm; nucleus
Molecular function (GO): DNA-binding transcription factor activity, RNA polymerase II-specific; RNA polymerase II cis-regulatory region sequence-specific DNA binding
Source: RefSeq, a predicted model, not a curated record
UCACUCAUUCAGCUCGAGCUUCUCCAGGAGACAAUAAGCGGUGACAGUACUGAGAGAGAGCGCGACAGAGUGCAUCAUGGAUGUUCUUAUGCCCUCCAUGCUCGGGGAGGAUCCACACCUCAUGGCUGAACCGGCGAUUCAGAUCUUCGAGCAGCCCAAGCAGAGGGGAAUGCGCUUCAGGUACAAGUGUGAGGGCCGCUCGGCUGGAAGCAUCCCCGGCGAGAAGAGCUCCGACAACAACAGGACGUACCCCAGCCUGCAGAUCCUGAAUUACUGCGGCAAGGGGAAAGUGCGCGUUUACUUGGUGACGAAGAACGAACCUUACCGACCGCAUCCACACGACCUGGUGGGAAAGGACUGCAAAGACGGAUUCUACGAGGCUGAGUUUGGUCCAGACCGCAGAGUGAUCGCUUUCCAGAAUCUGGGUAUCCAGUGUGUGAGGAGGCGGGAAGUGAAAGAUGCGAUUGUUCAGAGGAUCACCAGAGGGAUCAACCCAUUCAGUGUGCCACGCGACCAGCUGCUGCAGACAGAGGAGUACGACUUGAACGUGGUUCGCCUGUGCAUCCAGGUUUUCCUGCAGGACGAGAAUGGCCACUACACCCGACCACUCAACCCCAUUGUCACCAAUCCCAUCUACGACAACAGGGCCCCGAACACAGCAGAGCUGAGGAUCUGCCGGGUCAACAGGAACAGCGGAAGUGUUAAAGGAGGGGAUGAGAUCUUCUUACUUUGUGACAAAGUGCAAAAAGAUGACAUUGAGGUGCGCUUCUUCUCCACCGACGGCUGGGAGGCCAAAGGCUCCUUUUCUCAGGCUGACGUUCAUCGCCAAGUGGCCAUCGUGUUCAAGACUCCGUCCUACUACAACACCUCCAUAACAGAAUCAGUCACUGUGCACAUGCAGUUGCGGCGACCCUCUGAUCAAGAAGUCAGCGAACCAAUGGAUUUCAGAUAUCUUCCCGACGACAAAGAUCCUUACGGCUACAAUGAGAAAAAGCGCAGAAGAGAGCAUUUGAUAAAGAUGUCAGGAUUAUCAGGUGCUCCUUUUAGCGGUCUAUCUAUGGGUAGGCCUAAGGCGGUGUCACAGAGUACCAUGAGUCACAUGCGGAAAGACCUGACCAACAUGUACCUGAGGCAGAACAAUCCUAUGAUGCAGCAGCAACCUGUCUUCAACCAGCCCUACCAACCAGGUCCGCAGAAUGUAAUGAUGGCAUCACCAGCUCCUAAUCUCCGUUCGUGGGUAAAUCCCAACCCAGCACUCUCAGUGGACACAGUCACCAUAAACCCAUCUGCUCUGCCACGCCCUAACAACAGCCGGCUACAGCAGCCAAACCGGGGAUCUGGUUACCCCCAAAGAGUGGUGCAAGGCAGCUGCGAGAGUAACACCCUCCCUCAGCUCUCCAUACGGGAUUUGCAGUGCUUGGACACAGUUCCUCAGGGCCACGGAAUGAACCAGUCGGAGACCCAACCUCCUUUUCACCAUCAACAUCAAAGGGAGGAGCUUGCACCUGAGACUCAGGCCCAGAACCAUCUGGGCAACCAGAACCAAGGUCUCCAGAAUAUGUGGGCUGGUUAUAGUACCCUCAAUGCAGGCCAGAGCACCUUUAAUGGAUCAGCACUUGGAGGUGGAGGGGCGUCACAGGGACUCAGCUCAUUUCCCUUCCUAGAGGGAAUGGAGGGAGAUGAUUUUCUGAAAGGCCUUGUAGGGGGCUCUCAGACCAGCUGCCAGCUGAAGCAGGAGCCCCAGGUCACAGUGGGACAAGAGAGCCACGCUUCUGUCAUGCAGUCCCCAAGGGAAAGCCAGGGAAAUACUUACACCAACCUGCUUCCUCGUCCUAUGAGCAAUGGUGCUAACAUGGAUCCAAUGAGGCAAGACGGUAGUGGCAUCACUCAGCCGCUUACAAAUCUGCACAAUCAUUAUGGAAACAACAGCAUGGCCCCGGAAGGUCACUUUGCAAGUGUGACUGACUGGCUCAAAGCAACUCGUCACAGCGAGUAAAAGGAGGGACAUUUUUGGUAUCAAGAAACAAGCAGUUUCAAGGUGAACACUGAUCUUGUUUAGCCUUGAACAACCAGGAAUUUUGCAUCACUUGCACUAGUCCAAUAAGGUUUAGCAGGUGUUUGCUUCAGUUAUUCCAGAAAUGGCAUCAGACCAAAAUUAUUUGCAGCCAGCUGGCUCCUUAGCCAGAUAAAGGCUUUGGUGUGAGGCAGUAGAAUUGAUUUCUGACUAGUUCCCAGUUUAGCAAAGACCUCACCAGAAAUGCUUCCUACAUCCUUAUGGCACUUCGUAGGUUAUCUUCCAGCUGCUGGUGCUCUUUAGACUGAUCAGUAAAACUGAGCUCACGUGGAUCCAGCUGGUUUUAGCAAUAUUAAGACCUGUAUGUCUGAAUUAUGCUUCAGGUUGUUACCUUACCAAACCACAGGUUAAUAGCGUCCAAGCCAAAGUGAUGCCUUUGCAGAAGUGAAUGUACUACUUUCUUUCUUUGUCUUUGUCAGGUGAUAUUGGAAUCACUGUCAGCAUACUGUGUAAAAAAAAAUGUGUAGAGGGGUUGUUUGAUCUAAAGAAAAACAAGGUGUUAAUGGAUUAUUUUCUAUAGCAGAAGAAAUUGCUUUUACAGGUUUACUUUUUAUUUCUUUGUAAAACAUGUCAGUUUGAUUUUUUUUAUCAGAGCAUUUGCUGUUAAGUGCACUCUGUACAUACAUGUUAGCCAUAGUUGAGAGUGACAGCAGAAACCAUGCUGAAACACUCAAGAACUGGCAAGGUACUGAAAUUUCCAUUGAGGAAGUGGGAGGACGCACAUUCAGUGGUGUUUCUUCUUUGUAAUGACUAUGUCAUACCAGUGAUCACAUGUGUUAUCCAGAGUUCUCAGAGCAUUUCUAGCAGAUGUUUUAUAUGUAGAUAAAGGCAUCAGAUACAGAUUUACAGACCAGUUUUAUUGUUUUAUUCAUUCAGCUGAUGCUCUUAGGGAUGGUUACUAAAAGCUUCUUGCUCAAGGACUGAUGACACAUGGCUGAUGAUGGACAAACACUGGCUUCUGUCAGAUGACUUUGUCACUUCUGGCCUCACUCAGCCUAAUAUGUUUUCUUAAUUUUAUGCCUUCCAGAAGCUUUUUUUUUUCUUUCCCUUGAAUGAAAGUAUAUAUUUUGAUGACUACUUUGUAAGAUUUGCUAUUUUUUUUCUCCUUUUUUUUCUACAAGAUCAGCUCUUAAUAAACAGUCUGUUGUUUCUA